Molecule: messenger RNA, 3587 nt
Organism: Aphanomyces invadans
Lineage: Eukaryota; Oomycota; Saprolegniomycetes; Saprolegniales; Verrucalvaceae
Exons: 4
Coding region: 66-2654 (862 amino acids)
Cellular component (GO): cytoplasm
Molecular function (GO): phosphatidylinositol-3,4-bisphosphate 4-phosphatase activity
Source: RefSeq, a predicted model, not a curated record
GCCGAGUUCCCAUUGGGCCGGACUCUUUUCCGCUCGGUCUGAUAACUUCACUUCGGGGUGUGUGAAUGCCUUGCACGAUGGUCACAGCCAUCGUUGACAACAGCCCAUCCCUGCGCGAGAUUGGCAUGGAAGAGCGAGCGGCGGGCCCGAGCGAUGCGUCGUCUGCAGCAGCACCGCGGGACCUUGCCUUCUUUGUCUCGUGUGCAAACUUGUCCUUGGACGUCCCUGACAGCGCGGGCAGCACGAUUGUGAACCUCACGCAACAAACGAUGCAGCGCGGGUAUGCGCUGGCAAAGACCAUGAUGCGAAAGGACACGACGUCAGGUUCUGCUCCAUGGGAUGGGUCGAGUUUUUGCCAGGUGACAGUCCACCGCGACCGUUUGUCCAACGGCAGCCCGUCCACCGUGACGUACCGAACCGAAACGAUUCAAAAGUCGUCGUCGUCGCCGGCGUUUGUCGUGGGCAUGACGCUACCUGCCGCGGACCUGUCUCCGUCUGACUCUGUGACGUUCGAAUUGAUGUCGACGCAGCUGGACCGCACCAAGCAGGCCAACGUGGUGUUAGCGACCACACCGUCCGUCGAGAUGCACCUGCUCUUGGAUGCUGCUGCUGCGCAAUCAAAGCCACUGAGUCUUCCAUUGUCCCUCCAGAAACAAGGUCCGUCUAGCGACGAAGCUAGCGCUAGCAACGUCGAAAUCGACGGUGACACCACGACAACUUCGUCGGACGAUACCACGACGUCGAUCGAGCUCGUGUGGCCGCGCGCCGUGCCACCAGCCACAAUGGCGCCAUUUCUCCCGACCCACCGCACAUUGUACCGAUGGCCUCUGGACCAACUCUCCCAGACACUCCAGGAAACGAUUGCGGAAACGACGUUGUGUGCAGUCCUUCCCCAGCAGAUCCUCGCACAAUCGAGUGCAGACUUGUCCGAACAAAUCGGUGCUUGGCAACGUGUGCGAGACCGCGCCGCCCUUGCUGAAUGCUUGUUUGAUGACGUGGCAUCGGGGCUUGCGAUGGGCUGCGACGCGGUGCAAGUGGCCGUGCACCGUGCUCGUGGGCUCAGCUUGUCCGGCGCUCCCCUGCCACUCAUGUCGGCCGACUCGGUCACGACGAACAUUCGGUCGAGCAUGUUUGCCCUCGCCAAGUCGGUCAAGUCGUCCGCGCUGUCCAAACUUCGCGCGACGGGAGCAACUGCUUCGUCCAGCGAGAAUAGCAUCCACGCGUACUGCGAGCUCCGGUGGCGGGACCCGAACACGAUGGACGGCGUGUGGACGAUCGGCCGCACCAACACGAUCCUCAACAACCCGGAGCCGCGGUGGCGGCCCGAGACGCCCGCCGUCAAGCUGCGAAGCCGCAUUGCCGCCGACACCUUUUUCGAGUUUCAUCGUCCGCCGAACGCAGCCAUGGACGGAUUUCUCGAAUGUCACGUUUUGGUCGAUCCUGCCAAAGGCACGAGCGCCAAGUCGAGUCGAAAGUCGCACAUCUCGGUUGGGUACGCGCGACUCCCGCUCGUCCAAGUCCCCGUGGAUGCCUCGGGCACGUUUAUCUUUCAAGAAUGGGUACGACUCCAUCAACGAGAUGAUCCCGACAGUCUCUGCCGCUGCGACGACGAUGGCCAGUGCGUCGGCGAAGUCGAAGUUCAAUUCAAACUUGUCCGUGGCGCUGACGGCGCGUACCGGCAACACACGGACAACGUGCCCUUGCCGUCCUUGGUGGCGGCCGCGAAGUCGUCAUGGCUGCAGCCGUCAACGCCACUAGCGCUCUUGCCAACACUGCCGUCGACGACGUUUGUCGAUAAGCAACUUGCGACCCUACACGACCACAAGUCGACGUUGGAGAAGCUCAUGGCGGUGUCAACGCAAUGGAUGGACAACAAGAAAUGCUUCAAAUCAAGCCACGACAAGAAGACGUGGAGCGUGCAGCACAUCCCGACCAACCUGCACGUGAGCUGGCUUCACAUGUUGUCGACGGCCGAUGACCCGCCUCGAGCUCUGCCGACAGUGUCGUGCGGCAUCCCGGCGGCGCACGCACUGGGCCUCGACACGGAUUUGGUGCGCCUUGACGACGCGAUUACGGAUGCCAGCAAAGACUGCAUCGCCCUUCAAACACCGAUGUCAAGUGUCGCCAGGGAAAAGUUUGGCCUGGCUGGCCUCUCCAACGACUGCGACGUCUUUGAACCAGUGGUGGAACUGCUCUCUGGAGCCGCCGCACCUGCCUCGUUUUUGUCGUCGCCAUCGCUACCCCCUGCACCCCAGCCAACACCUUCGGAAACCACCCCCCGGGCGAUGGCGUCGCGCCUCAACUCGCUGUACUCGUCCGCCAAGCGAAACUUACCCCCCGUCCCGUCGGCCUUUAAAUCGUCGACAAAUGGGGACAAGCCGUCGCUGGUUGCCCAGUGGGCCCGAGUUUUGGAGCUCCAGGGAACGUAUCACCUGCGCAAGACCAUGGUCGUGGCGCAAGCAUUGACUGCCCUCACGGCGGCAUUCCAGGCCGCCGUCGUGAUGGCGAUGCAAGAAGGGCCUCUCGUGUGGGCCGACCGGUUGGCGUUGUGGCAACGAGUCGGGUUUUUGUGUGGCUGGGAGAGUUUGGUAGGUGCCCGCGCCUUGUGGUUCGUGUUUGAACCCGAGGCACUAUCUGAUCGGUGUGUUUCGUAGGUGAGCUCGCAGGGGAAGGAGUUGCACAUGCUGCACGAUGCCCACGCUGGCCUCCUUGGCUGCAAGCACUUUCUCUUUCAGCUCGUGCCGAUGGUGUCUCCCACGAAGCGGCAGGUCGACGUAGUGCUGGACGGCAACAUCGUCGAAGUGCCGGUAGAUGGCCUAGCCGCGGGCGGCGAUCCGUCGCCGAUCCCGAUCGUGUCUGUGUUGUUCACGCAAGGCAUCAACGAAAUGCAGAGCUUGGCCAACAUGUCGUCGCAUCUUGGAAGUAAAUCUCGCGCGUCUGGGCGAUAUUUGUGCUCAUGUCGUGUGUAGGCGGCGCGUCGGCGCAGUCACAAAUCAACACGACCAACUUGAUUGCGCUCCAUCAGUACUACCACGAAGCAGCCAAGACCAGCCACGAAUUCCAUGUCCAGCGCGACUUUGACCAGCUACGCGACGCUGUGAUCAACGAAAACGGCGCGAGCAAGAACACUGACAUCCUGCACUUGGCGGCGCAGGUCGUUCGAAAACUCUGCGGCGCGCGCAUCACGUGCUGCAAGAGCGGCAAAGACCGGACGGCCAUGAGUGUCACGUGGGAACAGGCCAAGUGGGUGUUGUCGCCGCCAUCGACCGUUGUUUUCAAGUCGGACGCAACCGAAGACGACGAGAGCGCGCUUCGACUGGCGAAUCUCAUGCGCGAGUACGGCGUGCGCCUGGACGUAGCCAAGAAAAACGUCGGCCGCAAACGGUACUCGUUCAACGCGUUGCAGCGAAAGCUCUUGCCUCCAAUCUACCGCCCCCCACUCUCGACCAUCCAAGACAUCGUGACGUCCGUCUCCCUCCGAGACUCGUAGUGUCGGGCGGCGGCGUAGGAUAGCUGGCUUGAAUGUCGUUGGUCAUAAAGGCUCGGCAUUGCCGUGGUGAUGGUCGUCGUUAAUCGUUGCAGCGACG